AUGUUCAUAUGUGAUCAGAUUUUUAGAACGUACCCGAUUGCAAUUUUAGUACCUCGUCCAAAUAGUUUUCAACAUAUUUUGAAAGCGUUUCCGUCACCAAAAUUAAUUCACCUAAAAGCAAAUUCUACAGAUGAAUCACAAAUUCAUAGUAUAUGGUCAAUCGAAGGCGCUAAAAUGGAUGUAACAAAUCUAACAUUUCGUUUGGAUAUAUUUUACAAUGAUGAUAUUACACUGUCACGUUUCUUGUCAAUAAGUAUUCUUGUUAUACAACCAAUGCGUCGUAUUGAUACAAUAUUUUAUUUUAUUGUUCCAUUUUUUGUUGCCUUCGUUUCAAUAAUAAUGGGCCUUUUACUUGAUCCAAAAGUGAUUGUUAGUAUUCUUGAAAAACCAACAUCAGUUCUUGUUGGUUUUCUUGCUCAAUAUAGUAUGAUGCCAUUUUUAGCAAUGGCUAUUGGAAAAAUAUUUCGUUACACAACAUUAAAUAGUCUUGCGCUAUUUGUUAUUGGUUGUUGUCCAGGUGGUGGUGUUUCAAAUCAAUGGACAGUUAUAUUUGAGGGUGAUGUUAAUUUAUCUGCCACAAUGUCAUUUGUUUCGACUGCUUCAUCAUUUAUUAUGAUGCCACUCUACUUUUAUACAAUAGGAAAACUUUAUAUGGAUGAACUCUCAAUUCAUAUUCCAUUUUUGAGUCUCGUACGUUCAUUGGCUCUUGUUGUUAUACCAUAUAGUAUUGGCAUUGCUUUAAGUUCUUUUUUUCCAAAAUUACGUGUAUUCGUCACGAGUAUUAUGAAACCUAUGAUGGUAUGUCUCAUGCUAUUUUUUCUUAUAUUUUGUUUAAUUGUUAAUUGGUAUCUGUUUAAAAUGAUUGAUUUAUAUACGGCAUUAACUGCACCACUAUUACCAUUUUUGGGAUUUUUAUUUGGUGCUCUCUUUGCUUGGAUAUGUCGCAGGAGUUGGAAACAUGUAAAAACAAUUGGUAUUGAAGCUGGAAUACAAAAUACAGGUAUCGCAUUUAUGAUCCUAAUGCAUUCAUUUCCACAGCCAUACGCAACACAAACUGUUAUUGUACCUUUGAUUGUCGGUCUUCUAACAACAGCACUAUUUUGGGUAAUUUUUAUAAUACGAAAUCAAAUAAGAAAAUUUCGACAACGAAGACAAGUAGAACAAAAAUCAAAUACAAGCGAAAGAACAAUUAAUAAUGAUGACAAACCAUCAUUGAACAUCGAAGAAAACAAUAAGAAAGAAGUUGAUGCCGUUGAAAACAUGCAAAAAUUAUGA
This is a messenger RNA of Rotaria socialis, 1275 nucleotides long. NCBI's taxonomy places the organism in Eukaryota, Metazoa, Rotifera, Eurotatoria, Philodinida, Philodinidae. The record is from the annotation of a GenBank genome assembly.